GGCCUCAUGUUUAUCCGGCACUCUCCGUCGUUGCGAGCACCGCUGCUGGGAAGCUCGCGGGGAGCUUUCUUGGAUUCAUACUUACUCUGACGUCGCCAAGAAGGCUUCUAUUUCCCUUUGAACUCCCUCUUUCCCUUUGAGAGAAUACGGCGACUCUAUUGGAGUCUUUUCAUAUCUUGCUUUUCACCUCUCACGGAGUUGACUCCAUCUGUGUUUCGAUCCGCCCACAACGUCGAUCCGUCCAUAUUGAUCACAAGAUCGCAAGAUGUUACCUCUCGGUCUCCUGACGGCCGCGCAAGGCCACCCCAUGCUCGUGGAACUCAAGAACGGCGAAACCCUCAACGGACACCUUGCCAAUUGCGACAACUGGAUGAACUUGAUACUCAAGGAAGUUGUUCAGACGAGCCCCGAAGGUGAUCGCUUCUUCCGGCUACCGGAGGUCUACGUCAGAGGAAACAAUAUCAAAUACCUGCGAAUCCCCGAAGAAAUCAUAGAGAUGGUGAAGGAGCAACAGGCGAACCAAUCGCAAAAUCGCAACCGCGGGCCGCGUGAGGGUGGUCGGGGUGACCGAGGUCGUGGUGGAGGCCGGGGUCGUGGACGUGGCCGCGGCCGUGGUGGCAGAGACGCUUGAAGUGUUAUUGGUUUUUUUUUAUCUACGAAAGAAUGAGAGAGAUUAUGAGCGAUACCCCGGGGGGCAAGGUUUAGUAGGGAUUGAGUUCGCUAGGAAAUGUCCGUUUUGACGGGUUAGUCGAGCAUGGCCUUGGCGUAUCUGGUUGUAUUUGUC
This is a messenger RNA of Aspergillus eucalypticola CBS 122712, 784 nucleotides long. RefSeq names its product U6 snRNA-associated Sm-like protein LSm4. Gene Ontology annotation, cellular component: U6 snRNP; spliceosomal tri-snRNP complex; P-body. Gene Ontology annotation, biological process: spliceosomal snRNP assembly; P-body assembly; mRNA splicing, via spliceosome. The transcript has 3 exons. The record is from RefSeq and is a predicted model, not a curated record. The coding region runs from base 266 to 631 and encodes 121 amino acids. Gene Ontology annotation, molecular function: U6 snRNA binding. Lineage: Eukaryota; Fungi; Ascomycota; Eurotiomycetes; Eurotiales; Aspergillaceae.